AUGGUUGGUGAAUCAAGAACUACAGAAGUAAAAUUAUGUCAAGAAAUCUUACAAUCCUUAGAAAUCAGAGAUUUUGCGCCACAAAUUUCAGCAUGCCCAGGCUGUGGAAGAACUUCAAGCACCUAUUUUCAGCAACUCGCUCAAGAUAUUCAAAAACAUAUAGAUAAAAAUAUGAUUUAUUGGAAAAAAAAUUACAAAAACGUUGAAUCCUUAAAGAUAGCUGUAAUGGGAUGCAUAGUUAACGGCCCAGGUGAAAGUAAACAUGCAGAUAUAGGAAUUAGCCUACCAGGCGAUGGAGAAAAUCCUGUAGCAGUAGUCUAUACUGAUGGAGAAAAAACUAAUACUCUAAGAGGAAAUAACAUUACUCAAGAGUUUAUCGAAUUAGUUGAUGGCUACAUUACUCAAAAAUUUAGUAAUAAAAAAUAA
Messenger RNA from Trichoplax adhaerens, 426 nucleotides. RefSeq lists its product as uncharacterized. The record is from RefSeq and is a predicted model, not a curated record. Gene Ontology annotation, biological process: isopentenyl diphosphate biosynthetic process, methylerythritol phosphate pathway; terpenoid biosynthetic process. Bases 1 to 426 code for a protein of 141 amino acids. Gene Ontology annotation, molecular function: 4-hydroxy-3-methylbut-2-en-1-yl diphosphate synthase activity (ferredoxin). The transcript has a single exon. NCBI's taxonomy places the organism in Eukaryota, Metazoa, Placozoa, Uniplacotomia, Trichoplacea, Trichoplacidae.